AUGGUGGUGGUAGACGCGAGGAUAUGGACCCAUAGUCAAUGGGAAGGAGGAGCCAUGGCGUUGGUUGAGGAGGAGAGGUCAGCUGCUGUCUCUGAAGUCAACUUUGUGGCUGGUACAGAAGAGUUUGAGGUUCAAAAGAAACGUCUCGAAUGUGGCACAAGCCAGGAGUCUGCGAAAGGAAGAAGAAUUUAUGUACCCCAAGAGGAGAGGUCGGCUCUUUAA
Molecule: messenger RNA, 222 nt
Organism: Sclerotinia sclerotiorum 1980 UF-70
Lineage: Eukaryota; Fungi; Ascomycota; Leotiomycetes; Helotiales; Sclerotiniaceae
Exons: 3
Coding region: 1-222 (73 amino acids)
Source: RefSeq, a predicted model, not a curated record